CCCUUGCCGCACUUCGUUGCUUUCCCCCAUUCAGCAAGUUGCAUCUUUCCACAAUAUUCCAGAGGAACCAAUUCAUCGAUCUGUUAUGUCGGCGAAAAGAUCUCCAAAGGCUGUCACCAGCCCUGAAGAGAAAGAAACAACUACCAGACUUCUUCCUAAUGGUUUUAAAGCAUGUGUCGUCUCCAAAUCAUCCGUUGCCGUGCCUUUGCCACCACCUGAAGACACCUCAUCCACUGUGAGCAGUAGUAGUUUAGCUGACGGAGAAAAUGAAAGAGGGAACUGGGGACGUCAAUUAGACUUCUUCCUUUCAUGUGUAGGCUAUGCCGUGGGGCUUGGAAAUAUUUGGAGGUUCCCUUAUUUAUGUUAUCAGAGUGGAGGAGGUGCCUUUUUAGUUCCUUACCUGCUCUUCUUGGUUGUUUGCGGAAUGCCAUUAUUUUUCAUGGAAAUGAGUUUUGGUCAAUUUGCUAGUCUUGGCCCCAUUACAAUUUGGAAAAUAUGUCCUCUCUUUAAAGGCCUAGGCUACGGAAUGGUAAUAAUAUCUGGAAUUGUUUGCAUCUACUAUAAUGUAAUAAUAGCUUGGACCCUCUAUUACAUCUAUCAUUCCUAUGAUGUUGUUUGGGCUACCUGUGAUAACUGGUGGAAUACAGCCGAUUGUGUCAAACAAAGUUCUGCUGAAUUUUACCCACAAAACACUUCCCUGCUGACUAAUUCAAGCUCUUCAAAUUUUGAAUCAGUAGGCAACAAUAGCGUAGUAGAUGUUGAUAUUAAAACAAUAUCAAAUGCUACUAGGAAAACAUCUAGUGAAGAAUUUUGGCUAUAUAAUGUACUCCACCAAAGUGCUGGAAUUGAUGAACUUGGCGAAAUUCAAUGGCCUUUAGCUUUAACCUUAUUUAUUGCAUGGUUUGUUGUGUUUCUUUGUCUUCAAAAGGGAAUAAAGUCUUCUGGAAAGGUUGUCUACGUCUCGGCUACUUUUCCAUAUGUAGUGCUUGUAUGCUUAUUAAUACGUGGCGUUACAUUACCGGGAGCUUGGAAUGGCAUUGUGUUUUAUCUCUCGCCAAGAUGGGAACUGCUUCUGUCUUUUAAGGUAUGGGGUGAUGCUGCAACUCAGAUAUUUUAUUCAGUUGGUGCUGCAUGGGGUGCUGUUCUUACGAUGGCUAGUUACAAUAAAUUUAGUAACAAUGUUUACAGGGAUGCUAUGCUCAUACCCAUAAUUAACUGCGCUACGAGUAUAUUUGCUGGAUUUGUCGUAUUUUCCAUUAUAGGAUUUAUGGCUUAUGAAACUGGAAAUAGUAUUGAAGAAGUGGUCUCUGAAGGUCCUGGUUUGGCCUUUGUGGUUUAUCCAGAGGCAGUUUCCAGAUUGCCUCUGUCGCCCUUAUGGGCUUUUCUUUUUUUCAUAAUGCUUUUUGCCAUCGGUCUCGAUAGUCAGUUUGGAAUGUUCGAGACCGCCAUAAGCGCAUUUGUUGACGAAUUUCCGACCGUCUUACAGAAGAGAAAACCCUUAUUUACUGCAGUUUUAUGUUUCGUUAUGUUUCUCUUGGGAUUACCCUGUGUUACUGAGGGUGGAAUGUAUGUACUUCAGUUGAUGGAUUGGUAUAGUGCCGCAUUUUCACUUAUGAUUAUUUCUCUUUUGGAACUGAUUUGCAUAUCUUGGAUCUAUGGUAUUGAUCGAUUUUUCAUGGAUAUCUCACUGAUGAUCAAACGACCCCCCUCUCUUUGGUGGAAGUUAUGUUGGUGUUACAUAACUCCGGGUACUAUUGUAUGCCUCCUUACUUUUAUUAUAAUAAAUCAUGAAGCAGUAUCCUAUGAUGAUUACAAGUAUCCCAAAUGGUCUAUUGUCUGUGGGUGGAUGAUUGCUAUGUGUUCCAUCGUGCCUAUUCCAAUUCUUGCUGUUGUUCAAUUAUUAAAAGCAGAAGGGAGUUUUAAAGAAAGACUUAUUUCAUGCCUGCAGCCAACUGAAAAAUGGGGACCAGCUUUGGAAGAACACAGGAUCUUGUAUAAGAAGAGUCUGAGUUUAGUUUCCAGUCGUUUCCCUCAAAAAAGAGAACUCAUUGCCAACCAAAAUGCAAGCACAGAUCAAAGAAAUAUCGAUGGUGUAUGCAUGGUUCAAACGGAAGAUGCACUGUUAACAGCAGAAAGCUGUAUCUAAAUACAGAAAGUUGUCGUUUUUGAAGAAAUGAAUAAAUUAGCUUUCCUGAGAAGAAAGCUAAAAUAGGAUUUUAAGAAGAGAAUCUUAAGCAAAAAGUUCUCUUCAUAAUCACGAUGCAAAUGAAGAUUCAACUCGUGUCUGCUGCACCAAAAAUUUAUGCAGUGCAUAGAAAGGUAUUGCCUGAUAAUCAAACUUCACGAAGAAAUGAUUGCUCAAACAAUGGAGCAUAUUUUUCGGAAACGUGUUCUUUUUUUUCUUUGACAGGCACAUUUUGUGUGGCCUUCCAUUUUUAUAAUGGAGGACCGUAAAGAAGUAUUUUGGUUUGGGUUUAGUGAUUUUAGUAAAUUUAUAACAGUGAAAAAAAAAACGGUAUUUAAUAUCACAUAGUAAACUGUUAUUAUAUGGUGGAUAAACUUAGGAUUUUAGUUAAUUUUUUUCUAUUUUUAUUUGUAAUGAAUUAAACAAUCAAUUUUAUGAACAAUUUUAUAAUCUGUUUAAUUUUCAUGCAUUGUGUGUUUGCUCUUUGGUAAGGUAAAAAAUUAAGAAGCUCUUAAAUAGUUUGGUUGUGAAAUAAAUUUUGAUUUGAAUUUUGGA
This is a messenger RNA of Argiope bruennichi, 2740 nucleotides long. Its product is annotated as sodium- and chloride-dependent glycine transporter 1-like. The record is from RefSeq and is a predicted model, not a curated record. NCBI's taxonomy places the organism in Eukaryota, Metazoa, Arthropoda, Arachnida, Araneae, Araneidae. Gene Ontology annotation, cellular component: membrane. Gene Ontology annotation, biological process: sodium ion transmembrane transport. Bases 86 to 2146 code for a protein of 686 amino acids. The transcript is spliced from 13 exons.